UCCCCCCCCCCCCCCAAAUUUUCCUCUUUCAGUCUUCACUUCAGCCAGCCCCAUGUCCGCUGUGCUGCAGUCAUCUCACACGCUCGUAGUCAUGGGCUUCUCUUCUGCUGAGUAGAGUGGUUGUAUCGUAUGCUCUCUGCACUGCAGCCCAAGAGCAGAGCAUGGGCUCUGCCUCUGCCUCUGAUGAUGUAUGUGGUGUUUGUGUUUGUUUGUUAAAAAUAAUAAUAUAAUGAAAUGAAGAAGAUGAGAACCAGCACUGGACUAAUACUACUUACUGUAGCUCUUUUUUAACUCUAGUGGCCGGUACGGUACUCACCCCUUCCAUCUAUCUUCCAUCAUCUUCAUCUUUCUCCUCCUCCUCCUAUCUGCACCCUCAAAAAUCUCCUGUCCUGACUGAGUACAUACAUUACAUACUCGCUCCUUUCAUCAGUAUAGACUCGGAGUUCGGGUUUGGGUUUGGGUGUGGGUGUGGGUGUUUUCCUCCUCGGCUAUGGCGGCAGCACUGGAGUGCUGGUCCAGCCGGACGAGCACGGACACCGACGACAUGGUCGAGCAGGUCCUCAUGCGCUCCAACGACAGAUCCGAGGGCUCCCCCCCGGCCACCUCUUCAGCAGCCGCAGCAGCCACCCCGGCGAAGGAGACCCCCUCCGCUGUCCAGAAGCGGCUGCAGCGGCUCGGACGGAACGUUUCGGAGGCCAUCGCCUCACUCAAGAACUCCCUCAACAUUGACUCGGCCCGUGACUCUCCGUCUCCCAAGAACGAGAGCUGUCGGAAGGUCGUUUGGGGCAGUGUCGUCCGGAGCUUGACGCAGCUCUACCCAGGGAGCCAGCUGCCGGAGAAGCUCGUCUCCAAUAUCCGCAAGCAUUACGACUCUCUGCCUCUCAGUUACGCGCAGGCAGGUUUUGAUAUGAAAGAAGUGUUUCUCCAUAUCAAAUUGAUGGAGCAGGCGUCAGGGGGAGACAGCCCCGCCACUCUGAUUCAAGAGGUGACUCCUGAGGAGGUCCAAGGUUCAGUUUUUAAGCUCACAUUCGCAUGCAACUCUUCCAUCUCUUGGCCUUUGAUGUCAGGCUCACUCGAUAAUGCCUCCAUAUACUGCAAGAAGUUUCAGAUAUUCGAGAAGAAAGGUUUUACCCUGGGGGUUGUGCUUCUCCAAGUCCAUCCCGAGCACGAGAGAACCUUCAAAACUCGGGUUGAAACAGCCCUCAGAUUGGCCAUGAAGAGGCCCAGAGCCUCCACGGUUAAGCUCCCGUUCGGGCUUUGUGGGUGCCAGGAGGAGGGCACCGAUGGAAGAGACUUGGGUCAGGUGGAAGAGGAUGUAGAUGAGCAGUGUUACAGGAACAACAUUGACAAUCCGUACCAAAAGACCCAACUUCAGAUGCCUUUACCCGAUUCGUCAUUUAUUGUGUCUGUUGAUGAGUGGCAGACGAUUCAGUCAGGCGGCGAUGGGAUAGGAAAGUGGCUGUUGAACUCAGAUAAUCUCGAAUUCGUGGAUCAAAUCGGACCGAAUUCCUACAAGGGUAUUUACAAGGGCAGAAAGGUUGAAAUUGAGAAACUCAAGGGGUGUGAUAAAGGGAAUUCUUAUGAAUUCCAGUUGCGAAAGGAUAUUCUGCAACUUAUGACUUGUGGCCACAGGAACAUUCUUCAAUUCAUUGGAGUCUGCAUUGAUGAGAGCCAUGGGUUGUGCGUUGUCACCAAGUUGAUGGAGGGUGGGUCUGUUCAAGAUUUGAUGCUUAAGAACAAGAAGCUUCAUUUGAAGGAAAUAUUGAGAAUCUCUGUCGAUGUCGUGGAAGGCCUAAAGUUUAUGAACGAUCAUGGCGUUGCUUACAGAGAUAUGAAUACAGCAAGGAUCUUGCUUGAUCGCCAUGGGAAUGCUUGCUUAGGUGAAUUGGGAAUAGUUGCUGCCUGCAAGAGCGUUGGUGAAGCACUGGAAUAUGAAACUGAUGGUUACCGAUGGCUAGCUCCUGAGAUAAUUGCCGGAGACCCAGAGUGUGUCUCUGAGACAUGGAUGAGUAAUGUAUACAGUUUCGGGAUGGUGAUUUGGGAGAUGGUGACUGGUGAGGCAGCAUAUGCUGCUUAUUCCCCGGUGCAAGCGGCUGUAGGAAUUGCAGCUUGUGGGCUAAGGCCAGAUAUCCCGAAGGAUUGUCCCCAAGUCCUGAGGACUCUCAUGACAAAAUGCUGGAACAAUUGUCCCUCAAAGCGUCCUCAGUUUGCUGAGAUUCUGGCCGUUUUGUUACAGUACAGGAGCAGCAACUGUACUAGGUAAUUAGCUCUCUCUUGUCUCAUUCUGGAAGGGAACAUAAGUUUACAUCGACCCCGGGAAAUUGUGUGUAUACAUACAGCUAAAGUACGCAACCUCCAACAGUGAGCAAGUGAGGAGUGAUGGCACUGUAAAGUUGUAGAGAUUGCGUGGAGCUCAGAUCACAUGUAUCGAGAAAGAUUGAAUUGUAGAUGUUCUAAAUGAGAAUAUAAUGAUACAAUGUGGACGUUUGUGAAGGAUAUUAUUCCUUCCCUUAUCACACACUAGCGUAGCCACACUUGCUGCUGUGUUGCUGUGAUUAUGAGAUGCAAAUGGGUGGUUAAUUUUUAAUACUAUAAUAUAUAUGUGGGCAUUUUAUUAUGCCAAACGGGAGAGGACUUUGGUGUUGGAUAUGUACAUAUGUAAUUUGGUUGACAGCGCAACAAGUUAAAAGGAGUUGGGCUGGUGUGUGUGUGUAGGGCAGUGGCCCGACAUGUUUGCGAGUGAUGAGAGCUUGUGUUUAUUAUGUGGUACCAGUCAUGUUUGGCAGUCUUGAGAGGGGCCCCUCCUUGGUUCUUUUCUGCGUCUCAUAAAGUGUGAGAAACUUGGCACUAUUUUUCUCGGUUCA
This is a messenger RNA of Punica granatum (pomegranate), 2864 nucleotides long. Lineage: Eukaryota; Viridiplantae; Streptophyta; Magnoliopsida; Myrtales; Lythraceae. The record is from RefSeq and is a predicted model, not a curated record.